AUGGCAACAGUAGUGUGGAACGUUGUUAAUAAAUUUGGAACGCAUACACCAGUAAUUUCCAUAGUAAUCGAUUUCAUGAAAGAGGUAAUAAACAUUGCCAGAGAGGCAUCACAAAACAACAAGCGAUGCAAAGAAUUACAAUCCCGUUUGAGUGCUGUUUAUGAGACCCUUGAAGUUCAUAUCCGUAACAUUUCAGACGAUUAUCCAUUUGGCAAAAAAAAUACCGAGAAUUUGAUGCGAGCCCUAGAUGAAUGUCGCAAGUUUCUAUUGAGAUUCCGAAAAGGGAGUGGUAAAGCUUUGUUAAAUAUGUUAAAUUCGGAUGAAAUUUCUAUAAAAAUUAGAGAGUUGAACGAAUCUUUGUCUCAUGCUCAACUCGGAAUUAUACUUUAUAUAAAUGCGAAAUCGAAUGUUAACUCAAAUCCUAAACCGCAAAUACUGCCACCUUCAACGCCACCAAUUCCAGUUGUUUUAUAUCAUUGUAGGACGUGCACUAUUCGCAAUAAUUCUGUUCUUUGCAGUCGUUGUUACACCGGAACAAAUCAUAUUGGGCAUGACGUUAUAACUAUCAAACUCACGGAUCCUAAUAUGAGCGUAUGGUGUGAUUGUGGAGACCCGGAAUAUUGGAAGUUUCAUCUCAAUUGCAAAUUUCACUCAUCUAAUACACAAAAAGUUGGGACUUCCCAUUGUGGCAAGAAAAUCGCUCUUAAAGAAGUAUAUUACCAAUGCAGAACGUGUACUACUCGCAACGAUUCUGUUAUCUGCAGUCGUUGCUACGCUGGAUCAAAUCACGUUGGGCAUGACGUUAUCUCAAUCACGAAUUCCUGGCCGGGUGCAUGGUGUGAUUGCGGUGACUCGGAUUAUUGGAGAAUUCCCCUAAAUUGCAAAUAUCAUCCUCAGACUCCUACUACUGUGUCUCGAUCUCACACUACUAGUUCUACUAAUGGAUCUCGAUCUCAAACUACUAGUUCUACUACUGGUUAUAAUAAGGGAUCUCAUAAUAGUUAUACUAGUGGAUCUCGUUCUCACAAUAAUAAUUCUACUACUGGAUCUCGUUCUCACAAAACUAGUUCUACUACUGGAACUCGAUCUCACACAGGAGUAUGCGGUCAUGUAUUUGCUUAUGAUGAAACGGUUUAUCGAUGCUGGACUUGCUCAGUUGAUAGUAGCAUUGUGAUAUGUUCGAGUUGCUUCAACCCGACAAAGCACUUAGGACAUGAUGUCGACUUUUACGUAUCCAACAUCAGCAAUGGUGCUUUCUGUGACUGUGGUGAUAAAAAAUCAUGGAAAGUACCAAUCAACUGUUCGGAUGAUUUGUCAAAUGCUUUUCAAGGGUUAGGUUUGAUUUAA
Molecule: messenger RNA, 1347 nt
Organism: Funneliformis geosporum
Lineage: Eukaryota; Fungi; Glomeromycota; Glomeromycetes; Glomerales; Glomeraceae
Source: the annotation of a GenBank genome assembly